Messenger RNA from Caenorhabditis angaria, 3172 nucleotides. The record is from the annotation of a GenBank genome assembly. NCBI's taxonomy places the organism in Eukaryota, Metazoa, Nematoda, Chromadorea, Rhabditida, Rhabditidae.
AUGUUCAAGUUUUUGUAAGUUUUUUUUGGAGUUGUUUUUUUUUAUUCACACAGAAAAGCCACGUGUCAAAAAAUUCGAGAAGAAUACUGUAGAUAAAAUCCAAGAGUUCUCCAAAUAUUUUUUUGGUAAAAAAAACUGUUAGGUGCUAAAAAAGUCGCUCUACAGUACUUCUAGAGUGCUGAAAUUUUGAUAUUUUUAACUUUUUUCGCAGAUUGAACAACAUGUUCUAUCCACAAUACCUCUCAAAAAUUCCCCGUGGCAAAAAUCCUUGAGAAAAUACUGAACGUAUUUUUUAAAUUUUCACUUUUUCCAGACUUUUGGCCACAUUGGUUCCAUUAACCAUUCAACAAUUGACCUCAUCAUGUACUUCGUGUAACUCUAACUCAAAUUCGAACUAUGGUACGUUUACAAACUUUAUUUUUUAGCUGCUUACUGUUAACGCUUAUAUUAGAUAAUUACUUUCGAAAUUAAUUUUACAAAUUUUCAAAAAUAUGUUUAUCAAUGGAGCGCAUUUACCUCAAAAUCAAAAUAGUAUAUGCGCUCUAUUGAUAGAAACUGUAAUUUCCCUGGAACUCUCCAUUCAAACGCCGUGUAAAUUAAUUUUUCGAAAUUAUAACCCCUAACAAAACAGCAUGUUCUAACUUCAGCUCACCGCUUUGCUCGUUCUGUGCCCGGUUAUCUGGGAAACUAUCAAGGUGAUGCAUACACCUCAAACUCGCGCCGUCAAGAAACUCUCCAACUUAACCAAGCAUCUAAUCUUAAAUUUUCCAAGCUUUUCCCUUUGCGAGAAAAUGUGAAUGAAGAUGAGCCGAUAAUUAUUGAAUUUGUGGAAGAAGAUGAUUUGGAGAAGAAUUCGGAGGGAUCUAAACAACAUCAAAGUCAAGAUCUGAAUCAGAAGCAAAAACCACAGUACGAUUACGUGGCUUUCAAUAUUCAUCCAAAUGGAGAUAUUUUACAUCAACAAGGCGAUAUGAAAUAUGAAAGUGAAGCAACUCGUGCAAUGAUUGAGGCACUUAAGAAAAACGAUCCAGGAUUUCAUCGAAACAAUCAACAUUUUCAGAUGGAUUUUGUACCGCAUAGAUUUAUCAAAUAGGUUCAAUUUGCUAUUAACACAAAUAUAUUUGUACAUUUUGAUGACAGCUUUUAGCUUUAUUUGCUUUCUUACCUAACCUAACAUUUUUUAUAUAAUAAUGUGCAGAUAGAUAAGAUUUGUUGACAUUUGAUAGAUAGAGAAACUUGAUCUAUGUAAUUGAAAUGUCAAACAAAUCUGAUCUUUAUGAGAUUUCUUGUAUAGUUGGAUAUGGAUUUGAGGAAUGAGGGUUGAGAAAAAAAUAAAAUGUAUAUAUAUGAAAAAUUUUGGAACAAAAAAUUCCAAUUCAGGGAACCCUAACUUCAACAACCUUGAAUUUAAGGUUCUACCUCCUCUCUUUAAAUCCAUAUUCAAAUAUAUUUUCUUGCCUGUCUAAUACCAAUGUCUUUCUCCUUUUUCAUCCAAUAUCAUUCAAUAAACACAUUAACUAUUGUUUUUUCAUUAUUAGGUUCUUCUUCCUACACAAACACAGCACAAUCCGACGAUUCUUCUUCUUCGAGUGUUCCUGGAUAUUUACCCGAUUAUCAAGGCGACAAAUACACGAAUCAACAACGAAUUUUGGAUACUCAAGCGCUUAACAAAGCCUUUUUCGAUUCGAUUGGCGGAGCACCAUCUCCACCACCAUUGACACCAGCACAACAAGGAAUGAAUUCAACUUCUUCGAAUUCUUCUUCUAGCACUGGAUACAGUAAUACUCAACAACAAUACAGUAAUACUGCUUCUACAUCUUCUACACAAAACACAAACCAAGUGUAUUAUAAUCCAUCGAGCAGUCAACAACAACAAUACAGUACUCAACAAUACGGUAGCUCGAAUAAUAAUAAUAAUCAACAAUACGGUAGCAAUGGACAACAACAGCAAUACAGUACCCAACAGUACAAUACUAAUGGCCAACAGCAACAAUACAGUACCCAACAAUACGGUAACAAUGGCCAACAACAACAACAAUACAGUACUCAAUCGUCAUCAAACUGCAAUUAUUGUCGCUACCGUCGUUUUUCGAAUUUCCGUUUUCACUAAACCCAUAUAAUUUUCCCUGAAUAUUUACUGGUCUUGAUUUCUUUUCUUUUUUUUGAAUGAAUGAAUGAAUGUAUUUUUACCAAGAAUGAGAAAUGCAUGGAUUUUCAGAGUGAUACACAAAAAUUUAAUUCACAGGAUUCAAUCAUUCAGGUCUAUUUUUUCAAAAGUUCUAUGAGGUUACUGUAAAAAUUCUCGAAUCGAAAUUUUUAUUGUUAAACGUGACCUAAUUCCGAAAAAAAAAUUUAAUAAAUCAUUUUUCGGUUUCUAAAAAUUUCAAAAAAAAAAAACAUUUGUUGAAUUAUUUCUUUGUAUAACAUUCUUUUUGAAAAUUCAAAAUUCUAGAGAAAACUUACAGGUUCCGCAACAACUCUUUACGUGCCAGCCUCCUCCUACGGAUAUUCAACAACAUCUUAUAACCCGAAUCCGACAACAACAUCGAGUUUUUACACAAAUCCAACAACAGUACUUGGCCAACAAUACGAUUCAGUUUCCUCUUCAAAUUCAAAUUCCAAUCAAAACCAAAAUCAAAACUCACCAUAUUAUUAUCAAAAAGUUCCAUCAACUCAAGAAUAUAAUUCAAUUCUUGGAAUAAACGCCGGAUUUCCACAAUAUGUGCAACAACAGCAACAAUUUUAUGAUAAUAAUGGAAAUGGGGCAAGUUCAGCUUCUCCUUCUUCUUCAUCUUCUUAUAUGACAACUAUGCAAUAUACAAGUUCUAGUCCAAGUUAUAAUACAAACUCGAACACAAUGCAAUAUAUUUCAUCAACUCAAAAACCAUCAACUCAUUAUGGUUCGAGUUACAGUACAUCACAAUAUUCUUCUUCGAGUUCUGCACAACCAUCUUAUGGAUCAACAACAAUCUCACCAAUUCUUUAUGAUCAAACUACCUCCUCCUCGUCUUCUUCCUCAUCUCAAUUACCAUCAUAUUCUUCAGAUAGUAUUUCUUGUUGUUCUCAAGUUUCAUCAACUUGUUGUUAUCAAUUAAAUCAACAACAAGGAUAUGGAAGUCAAUCUAAUGUUAUGUACAGUCCUUCUGUUUAUCAAUAUGGAGGACGAAAAUAG